AUGUAUCUUCUAGUGAGCGAGUACGGUAGGUGUGUGUGUGUGUUUUCUUUCUUGUCCUGAUGAUUUCUGUCUGCGUUUGAGAAGUGAGCCGUGACAAAUCUAGCUAAAGAAAACAUACAAAACAGGUAGGCCUAAGUUUUUUGUCUUUUUACUUUUGUACGAUGAAGUGAAAGAAACUGAUGUUCAACUUUAGAUUUCGGUUAAUUGGCAAGAAGUGUUGGGUUACAUGCAUGUACAGUGAGUCACUGUCACACCCUGGCUCUAGGGACUCUUUUAAGUUGAGCCAGGGUGUGUAGAGUUUCUAGUUUAGUUUUUGUAUAUCUAUGUUGGCUGGAGUGGUUCUUAAUCAGAGGCAACGAGUAUCAGCUGUUGCUGGUUGUCUCUGAUUGGGAACCAUAUUUAGUCAGGUGGUUUUCCCACAGUGUUUGUGGGAUCUUGUUCCGUGUUGGUUUGUGUUUUGCACCUGUGGACGUCACGUAUCGAUUUGUUGUUUUGUUCGUGUAUCAUUUAAUAAAUAAGUAUGUUCACCUUCCACGCUGCGCCUUGGUCCUCUAUAUCCGACGAUCGUGACAGUCACCCUCAACAGGAUGGAGACCAGUCUUAUUAUUGAAGAUACAGGCACUAGCCUUUGCUUGCAGUGUAGUUCAGUUUCAUCUGCUUAAAAUGUUGUGCAUGUACUUUUUUUCUAUACAUAUUUACAUGUGUAUUUUACAGUAUUUUCACAGUAAUUGCGUUGAAGUAAUUUCUUAUCAACCUAAAGUAGGAUAUAUGGGCUAAAUGUAUAUGGACUCAAAGAAUAUGGAUGAUUCAAGAGCCAUAAUAAUUUAGUCACAGUAACAUAUCUCCCCCAUAGAGAUGUCAUCAUUGAAUGUUGACAGCCGCCUUCUGCCAGAAGAGCAGUUCCUGUGCUCUAUCUGCCUGAAUGUGUUCACUGAUCCAGUUACCACUCGUGACCACACCUUCUGCAAAGCCUGUAUUAGGUGAACACUGGGAUAACAGUGAGAUAUGCCAGUGUCUGAAAUGUCAGAAAGUAUUCUACGUGAGACCAGAGGUCUCUACCAACUCUGUGAUAGAGGAGAUCUCUGUGCAUAUCAAGAGAACUCAAUAUACCAGAAUGCUUAGUUGACCCUGGCGAGGUUGCUUGUGAUGUUUGUUCUACAAGAAAGAUCAAGGGCCCUGAAGUCCUGCCUGGUGUGUCUGACCUCUUACUGUGAGACUCACCUGGAUCCUCAUCAGAGAGUGGUGAAUCUGAAGAGACACAAGCUGAUCGACCCUGUGGAGAACCUACUCCACAGGGAGUACUUAUUAUAUAAAUACUUAUUUCCCUCAUUAAAAUACAAAUCAAUUUAUAACAUUUUUGACAUGUGCUUUUCUGGAUUUUUUUGUUGUUAUUCUGUCUCUCACUGUUCAAAUAAACCUACCAUUAAAAUUAUAGACUGAUCAUUUCUUUGUCAGUGGGCAAACGUACAAAAUCAGCAGGGGAUCAAAUACUUUUUUCCCUCACUGUAUGAGUGUAUAAUGUUAAAAAUCCAGACAAAAAAAAAAAUAAAAUCUUUAUUUUGCAUGUGUAAGAUUUGCUAGACGGGAAAGUACAACAGGACCAACUCCACUUUAGGACAUGUUUAUUAGAAUAGGUGUGGUAAGUAAGCUGCAAUACUGUAUGUUUAUAGUCCAAAUGUAUCUCCCCUUUACCGACAGUACAAGGUGUGUCUUCACCCUUGUGAUUGGCAGAGGAGAUCACCAAUGGGUGUGUCACUUUACAGCACAUUUGUUGUGCCACUGAAGGCCUAGGACUUGACUUGAUAUUAUCCUCCUUGAAGGGCUGGCAGGUGACAUUAGCUUAUGAUUAUAUUUUAUUAUUAUAUGAAUAUCACUAGUAUUAAUACAUUAAAGUAUGAAUAUAAUACUUUUCAUUUCUGUGGUUUUCUACACUGUGGUGUCAUGCUGUAUGUGGCCGUAGAAGGAGCGCUACACUAGGAGCUAGAGACAGAUAUAGCUGCAGAGGUGCUCAAAGUACGCUGUCAUCUAACACAGGGUUUCCCAAACUCAGUCGGGUUGAAUAAAGAGAAACAAUACCCCCCAAAAAAUGCAUUUUAUAUUGAGGUUUUGAUUCUGAUUAUUUUAGGCUAUCUGGUAUAAGUGCAUGAGACUAAACUUCAGGGCUUAUCUGUACAUGCCAAAUAGCCUACACAGCCAAUCACCAAAUAAUGCUUUUGUGAUUGGGCAGAAAAAGUUAUCAGUCCACGGUGGCAAUAGGAACAUUGUCGAAGUUUAAUUCAAUAAGACAAAAGCUGAGAAAGGAGAGUUGAAAAUAUAGAGAAGGGAGGGCUACGAAAGUAAAAGUAAUGUUUUUAAAUGUUUUGGUGAAGUGGUAAAAGAGGAUGAUAGCAGUGCCAGCAAUGUUAUGUGUGAUGAUUAAGGCGCUAUACAAAUUCGACAGUCAGAAGAUGGGAUCUCAAAUAAAUCAAAUCAAAUAUUAUUGGUCAAAUACACAUAUUUAGCAGAUGUUAUUGUGGGUGUAGCGAAGUGCUUAUGUUCCUAGCUCCAACAGUGAGGUAGUAUCUAACAAUUCACAACAAUACAGUAAUCUAAAAAGUAAAAGAAUGGAAUUAAGAAAUAUAUACAGUUGAAGUAGGAAGUUUACAUACACCUAAGCCAAAUACAUUUAAACUCAGUUUUUCACAAUUCCUGACAUAUAAUCCUAGUAAAAAUUCCCUGUUUUAGGUCAGUUAGAUCACCACUAUUUUAAGAAUGUGAAAUGUCAGAACAAUAGUAGAGAGAAUGAUUUAUUUCAGUUUUAAUUUCUUUCAUCACAUUCCCAGUGGGUCAGAAGUUUACAUACACUCAAUUAGUAUUUGGUAGCAUUGCCUUUAAAUUGUUUAACUUGGGUCAAAAGUUUUGGGUAGCCUUCCACAAGCUUGCCACAAUAAGUCGUGUGAAUUUUGACCGAUUCCUCUUGACAGAGCUGGUGUAACUGAUUCAGGUUUGUAGGCCUCCUUGCUCGCACACGCUUUUCAUUUCUGCCCACACAUUUUAUAAAGGAUUGAGGUCAGGGCUUUGUGAUGGCCACUCCAAUACCUUGUCCUUAAGCCAUUUUGCCCCAACUUUGGAAGUAUGCUUGAGGUCAUUGUCCAUUUCGAAGACCCAUUUGCGACCAAGCUUUAACUUCCUGACUGAUGUCUUGAGAUGUUGCUUCAAUAUAUCCACAUAAUUUUCCUUCCUCAUGAUGCCAUCUAUUUUGUGAAGUGCACCAGUCCCUCCUGCAGCAAAGCACCCCCCACAGCAUGAUGCUGCCACCCCCGUGCUUCACGGUUGGGAUGGUGUUCUUUGGCUUGCAAGCAUCCCCCUUUUUUCUCCAAACACAACGAUGGUCGUUAUGGCCAAACAGUUCUAUUUUUGUUUCAACAGACCAGAGGUCAUUUCUCCAAAAAGUACAAUAUUUGUCCCCAUGUGUAGUUGCAAAACGUAUUCUGGGUUUUAUGGAGGUUUUGGAUCAGUGGCUUCUUCCUUGCUGAGUAGCCUUUCAGGUUAUGUCGAUAUAGGACUCGUUUUUACUGUGGAUAUAGAUACUUUUGUACCUGUUUCCUCCAGCAUCUUCACAAGGUCAUUUGCUGUUGUUCUGGGAUUGAUUUGCACUUUUCGCACCAAAGUACGUUCAUCUCUAGGAGACAGAACGUGUGUCCUUCCUGAGUGGUAUGACAGCUGCGUGGUCCCAUGGUGUUUAUAAUUGCGUACUAUUGUUUGUACAGAUGAACGUGGUACCUUCAGGCAUUUGGAAAUUCCGUCAAAGGAUGAACCAGACUUGUGGAGGUCUACAAUUCUUUUUCUGAGGUCUUAGCUGAUUUCUUUUGAUUUUCCCAUAAUGUCAAGCAAAGAGGCACUGAGGUUGAAGGUAGGCCUUGAAAUGCAUCCACAGGUACACCUCCAAUUGACUCAAAUUAUAUCAAUUAGCCUAUCAGAAGCUUCUAAAGCCAUGACAUCAUUUUCUGGAAUUUUCCAAGCUGUUUAAAGGCACAGUCAACUUAGUGUAUGUACAUUUCUGACCCAUUGGAAUUGUGAUACAGUGAAUUAUAAGUGAAAUUAUCUGUCUGUAAACAAUUGUUGGAAAAAUUACUUGUGACACGCACUAAGUAGAUGUCCUAACCGACUUGACAAAACUAUAGUUUGUUAACAAGAAAUUUGUGGAGUGGUUGAAAAACAAGUUUUAAUGACUCCAACCUAAGUGUAUGUAAACUUCUGACUUCAACUGUAUAAAUAUUAGGACGAGCAAUGUCGGCAUUGCAUUGACUAAAAUACAGUAGAAUAGAAUACAGUAUAUACAUAUGAGAUGAGUAAAGCAGUAUGUACACAUUAUUCAAGUGACUACUGUUCCAUUGUUAAAGUGGCCAGUGAUUCCAUGUCUAUGUAUAUAGGGCAGCAGCCUCUAAGGUGCAGGGUUGAGUUACCGGGUGGUAGCCGGCUAGUGAUGGCUAUUUAAAAGUCUGAUGGCCUUGAGAUAGAAGCUGUUUUUCAGUUUCUCUUUCCCAGCUUUGAUGCACCUGUACUGACCUCGCCUUCUGGAUGAUAACGGGGUGAACAGGUUGUGGCUCGGGUGGUUGAUGUCCUUGAUGAUCUUUUUGGCCUUCCUGUGACAUCGGGUGCUGUAGGUGUCCUAGAGGUCAGGCAGUGUGCCCCUGGUGAUGCGUUGGGUAGACCGCACCACCCUCUGAAGAGCACUGCGGUUGCGGGCGGUGCAGUUGCUGUACCAGGUGGUGAUACAGCCCAACAGGAUGUUCUCAUUUUUGUAUUUGUAAAAGUUUCUGAGGGUCUAAGGGGCCAAGCCAAAUAUAUUCAGCCUCCUAAGGUUGAAAAGGCGCUGUUGCGCCUUCUUCACCACACUGUCUGUGUGGGUGGACCAUUUCAGAUUGUCAGUGAUGAAGCUUUCAACCUUCUCCACUGCGGUCCCGUCAAUGUGGAUAGGGGUGUGCUCCCUCUGCUGUUUCCUGAAGUCCAUGAUCAGCUCCUUCGUUUUGUUGACGUUGAAGGAGAGGUUAUUUUCCUGGCACCACACCGCCAGGGCCCUCACCGCCUCCCUGUAGGCUGUCUCGUCAUUGUUGGUAAUCAGGCCUACUACUGUUGUGUCGUCUGCAAACUUGAUGAUCGAGUUGGAGGCGUGCGUGGCCACGCAGUCAUGGGUGAACAGGGAGUACAGUAGGGGGCUGACCACGCACCCUUGUGACGCCCCUGUGUUGAGGAUCAGUGAAGUGGAGGUGUUGUUUCCUACCUUCAUCACUUGGAGGCGGCCCGUUAGGAAGUCCAGGACCCUGUUGCAAAGGGAGGGGUUCAGACCCAGGGCCCCGAGCUUAAUGAUUAGCUUGGAGGGUACUAUGGUGUUGAAGGCUGAGCUACAGGCAAUGAACAGCAUUUUUACGUAGGUAUUUCUCUUGUCCAGAUGGGAUAGGGCAGUGUGCAGUGCGAUGGCGACUGCAAUGUCUGUGGAUCUAUUGGGGCGAUAAGCACAUUGAAGUGGUCUAGGGUGUCAGGUAAGGUAGAGGUGAUAUGAUCCUUAACUAGUCUCUCAAAGCACUUCAUGAUGACAGAAGUGAGUGCUAUGGGGCGAUAGUCUUUUAGUUCAGUUACCUUUGCUUUCUUGGGUACAGGAACAAUGGUGAAUAUCUUGAAGCAAGUGGGGACAGCGGAGUGGAAUAGGGAGAGAUUGAAUAUGUCUGUAAACACUCCAGCCAGCUGGUCUGCGCAUGCUCUGAGGUCGCGGCUAGGGAUGCCGUCUGGACCGGUAGCCUUGCGAGGGUUAACACGCUUAAAUGUCUUAUUCACGUUGGCCAUGGAGAACGAGAGCCCACUGUCCUUCGGAGUGGGACACGUCAGUGGCACUUUGUUAUCCUCAAAGCGGGCAAAGAAGUUAUUUAGCUUGUCUGGAAGCAAGACGUCGGUGUCCGCGACAAGGCUGGUUUUCCCUUUGUAAUCCUUGAUUGUCUGUAGACCCUACCACAUAGGUCUCGUAUCUGAGCCGUUGAAUUGCGACUCCACUGUCUUGCAUGUUUGAUUGCCUUACGGAGGGAAUAACUACACUGUUUGUAUUCAACCAUAUUCCCAGUCACCUUGCCAUGGUUAAAUGCGGUGGUUUGUGCUUUUAGUUUUGCACGAAUGCUGCCAUCUAUCCAUGGUUUCUGGUUUAAGGGAGGUUUUAAUAGUCACCCUGGGAACAUCUCCUAUACACUUCCUGAUCAACUCAGUCACCGUGUCCGUGUGAUGUCAAUAUUAUUCUCAGAUGCUACCCAGAACAUAUCCCAGUCCAUGUGAUCAAAACAAUCUUGAAGCAUGGAUUCCGAUUGGUCAGACCAGUGUUGAAUAGACCUUAGCACGGGUACUUCCUGCUUGAGUUUCUGCCUAUAGGAAGGGAGGUGCAAAAUAGAGUUGUGAUCUGAUUUGCCGAAGGGAGGGCGGGGGAGGGAUUUGUAACCAUCCCGGAAGCAGUAAUCGAGUGUUUUAGCAGUGUGAGUACUACAGUCAAUGUGUUGAUAGAACUUUGGUAGCGUUUUCCUCAAAUUUGCUUUGUUAAAAUCCCCAGCUACAAUAAAUGCGGCCUCAGGAUAUGUGGUUUCCAGUUUGCACAAAGUCCAGUGUAGUUCCUUGAGGGCCGUCGUGGUAUCGGCUUGAGGGGGAAAAUACACGGCUGUGACUAUAACCGAAGAUAAUAUUCUUCAGAGGUAAUACGGUCGGCAUUUGAUUUUGAGGUAUUCUAGGUCGGGUGAAAAAAAGGAAUUGAGUUUCUGUACAUUAUCCAAUCACACCAUGAGUAGUUAAUCAUAAAACAUACACCACUGCCUUUCCUUCUUCGCAAGGAGUUCUUUAUUUCUGUCUGUGCGAUGUACUGAGAACCCAGCUGGCUGUAAGGAUGGGGACAGUAUAUCCGGAGAGAGCCGUGAUUCCGCUAAAAAUGUAAGAAAUAACACACAAAAAAACAAAAUACUGCAAAGUUGCUUAGGAUCUAGAAGCAGAGCUGUCUGUGGGCGCCAUCUUCCUAAUAGGCCUAUGGCAUGUCAAGGGAGCUGUAGAUGGGUUAAAUGGAAACUUAAAUCUGGUCACUGACUGUAGGUCUAUAACCUCUCCCAUAGCCUUAAUAAUAACUCCUGCAGAAAAAAACAUUUCUUGAAUGAAAAUGAUACAACAAAUGUAGGCAAAAUGUGGACUUGGAACAAGAGUGGAGAAAUAUGAUGUCAUUCUUUCUGCAUCUUGAGAGAAUGCAAUGCUCUGUUAGAUACCAUCUCUAGAGGUGCUUUCUUCAUCAUAAAAGCUGAUAGUAUUUCAACCACAUAAAAUAGGCUAUUUGUAUUUAUUAAGGAUGCACAUUAGCUGCUGCCAAGGCAGCAGCUACUCCUCCUGGGGUCCAGCAACAUAAGGCAGUUAUAUAUACUUUAAAAUAUGACAUGGCAUUACAUUUCAUAACACUUUACCCAAUACAUUUAGUGUAUUCCCUCAAGCCACUACUCCACUAUCACAUCGUUUUAUCAUGUGUAUGUGUGCCUGUGUGUGUGUCUCUUCACAGUCUCUGCUGUUCCAUAAGGUGUAUUUUUAUCUGUUUUUUAAAUCUGAUUCUACUGCUUGCAUCAGUUACCUGAUGUGGAAUAGAGUUACAUGUAGCCAUGUCUCUAUGUAGUACUUUGCGCCUCCCGUAGUCAGUUCUUGACAUGGGGAUUGUGAAGAGACCUUUGGUGGCAUGUCUUGUGGGGUAUGCAUGGGUGUCCGUGCUGUGUGCUAGUAGUUUAAAUGGAAACCUUGGUGCAUUCAGCCGGUCAACACUUUUUACAAAAACAAGUAGUGAUGAAGUCAAUCUCUCCUCCUCUUUGAGCCAUGAGAGAUUUACAUGCAUAUUAUUAAUAUUAGCUCUCUGUGUACAUUUUAGGGCCAGCCAUGCUGCCCUCGUCUGAGCCAAUGGUAAUUUUCCGAGGUUCCCCUUUGUGGCACCUGACCACACGACUAAACAGUAGUCCAGAUCCUGUAGGACCAGCCUUAUUGACAGUUGUUAAAAGGGUAGAGUUGCGCUUUAUUAUGGACAGACUUCUCCCCAUUUUAGCUACUGUUGUAUCAACAUGUUUUGACCAUGACAGUUUACAAUCCAGGGUUUAUCCAAGCAGUUUAGUCACCUCAACUUGCUCAAUUUCCACAUUAUUUAUUACAUGGUUUAGUUGAGGUUUGGGUUCAGUGAAUGAUUUGUCCCAAAUACAAUGCUUUUAGUUUUUGAAAUAUUUAGGACUAAUUUAUUCCUUGCCACCCAUUCUGAAACUAACUGCAGCUCUUUGUUAAGUGUUGCAGUCAUUUCACUCACUGUAGUAGCUGACGUGUAUAGUGUUGAGUCAUCCGAAUACAUAGACACACUGGCUUUACUCAAUGCCAGUGGCAUGUCAUUAGUAAAGAUUGAAAAAAGUAUGACUCCUAGACAGCUGCCCUGGGGAAUUCCUGAUUCUACCUGGAUUAAGUUGGAGAGGCUUCCAUUAAAGAACACCCUCUGUGUUCUGUUGGACAGGUAACUAUUUAUCCACAAUAUAGCACAGGGUGUAAAGAUAUAACUCAUAUGUUUUUCCAUCAGCAGACUAUGAUCGAUAAUGUCAAAAUCCGCACUGAAGUCUAACAAAACAGCCCCCACAAUAUUUUUAUCAUACAUUUCUCUCAGCCAAUCAUCAGUCAUUUAUGUAAGUGCCAUGCUUGUUGAAUGUCCUUCCAUAUAAGGGUGCUGAAAGUCUGUUGUCAAAUUGUUUACAGUAAAAUAGCAUUCUAUCUGGUCAAACACCAUUUAUUCAAAAAGUUUUCUAAGGGUUGGUAACAGGCUGAUUGGUCUGCUAUUUGAGCCAGUAAAGGGUGCUUUACUAUUAUUGGGUAGAUGAAUUACUUUUGCUUCUGUCGUAUCGCGUCGAAUGCUGGUGCUCAUUGCUGUCAAACAAAGGAGUCCGCUCAUACUGAACCUUUGAUCAUAAGUUUAUUCAUAUCACAAGCUUUCAGCAUGAGUUACAGGUGUCAUGAAACCCCCGGAGAGCAGUGUCCUUGAAUUGUAAUGGCUGCUCUGCCUUCUCCUGCCUCCAGCAUAUACUUAUAAACAAUGCAAAAAGAUGGGUUGCUCCCUCUUCUAUCCAAUCACCCGUCUCCCCUGGGGCGUCACCCCACAAAUGGCUACUUUUGAACUAAGAUAAACAUUCACUCUUUGUUCCUCUAGAAUAGUCAUAAUAUUCAUACACGACAUAUCCCCCCUUCGAGACUAACUAAAAGUCUCGAAAACAAACAGAAUAGGAUUAUGACCAGUAACAAUUUAUCUUAUUGAGUAUCUUUAACAUUAAACCAAAAACCAUUCUCCUCUAGAGUGUAAAUACCUUUCUAUGAAAUAUGAAUAAAUGUUUAUGAAGUGUGAAUACAUUACUAUGAAAUAUGAACAAAUCUUUAUGGAGUGUAAGAGCGAAAAACUGUCUGGCAGCCAUCUUUCCAGAUAUCCAUCCAUCAAUCAAGACAGUAAAAUUCUCUCACGGUCCCUCUGCCCCAGGCAACCACCUAGGUACUCCCAAUGAAUUCAUAACUCUUUAUAAAUGCAUUUGAAACUAUGAUGCAAUUAAAUACACAUGAAAGCCCCUGCAAACAAAAUACUAUCCAAAAAAUGUCCACUCUAAGGCUGGUCAACCCAGUGGACCUCUCCCUGCCUAGACUCCCUGUCCCUAAGCAUCAACGAAAUAAACAAAAACAUCUAAGAUCCCCACAUGUAUCCAAUAACAUCAAAUAUCAUUCUACAAAAAUUAAUGCCUAAGAAUAUGACACAAAUUAUGUAUUACACAUGCAAAUAUGUCUAUAUUUCAUUGCAGACACUGGAAUGUAGUCCACUACACUUCAUCUCCUCCCGUAGUCUCCUCUUCUAAUGCAUUGUUGAUGAUGGAAUGGGAACCUUUCCACACCUUUCUGGUUCCAUCUCCUCCAGUCAUUCUCCUUUCAUAUUGUCCCUUCAUAUUGUCCUUGUUUGAGUAUUUCAAUCUCUACAUGUUCCCCCAAAUGCUUCUGGAAGAAAAUAAAAGACCAAACAGUAUCUUUUGCAAAACAACACUUUCAAAUUAAACAUCAAUAUCAACUAAGAAUAUAAAAAUUAUAUAUAAAUGAUGUAUGAAUCAAUAUAAAUGAUAGAAUAAUGAAAUAGGAUAAUGUGAUUCAUUCAUACACUUCCCCCCUUUGAUUCAUAAAAUCAUACUAAAAUCACACUAAUAUUGAAAAAAAAUGAAAAAAUGAUGAAAACAUCAAAAAGGAUAUUUAUCCAUUCAGUUCCACUUGUCCAUCUUCAUCCAGAUCAGGAACAGUCAACACCGGCAUCUGAGUGUUGUCUCCAGGCAUCACUACUCCAACCUAUCUCAAUAUCAUAGCUUUCUCAAAGGUCAGUAACAAAUUACAAACAUCACACACAGUGUUAUCAAAGCUGCUAUUAAAAUGUAAUCCAUCACUGCUCCUACUGGCCUAACUGAUCUUGCAACCAAGUCUUCGCUGACCAUCCAGCUCCUUCAGAUCUACCAAACGCAUCCCUUAUAUUCUUCAAUGCAUCUAUAACUAUCUGGAAUCAAAGUAUAUGUAAUAUUAUCAAGAUGAUCUGCCAAAGAUGUUACACCAUACCAUGGAAAAACUCCCCCCUUCUCUCUUAGCCUUAUCCUCCAAUGAUAGGCUGAAGACUAUGACAUGUCGCCAUGUCUCUUUUCACCCUAUUUCCAAACCUAGAUUUAGAUUUAUCUGUGUCCGGUGCUAUUCCUCUUUUAAUGGUAAAAGCCUCAUAUGGAAGCUUCAACGUUGACAUGUAACAACAUCCUGUCCAUCCAUAGGGUAAGAAUAUAUACGCUUUAUCACCACAAACCCUCCAAAUAUCUCUAAAAUUCCCAAUAGUUAUAUUAUCAGGCAAAAGCUAAUCUUUUAACCAUCAAAGUCCUGCUCUUCUUACUAACUGGAACAUAAAAAGUUACAUUAUAUUUGUCAUCUCUAACCUUAUGUUCAUGCUUAUCCAAAGUCAUCAUAUAAUCAUCACAAUCUGAUAUUCCCAUAAACAUACCCCUUACAUCAUAUGUUUUAUUAGAACAAAAACAACUUUUAGCCCUCACUGGUUUCACCUCCAAUGCUUCAGGGUUCGCUGUUACCUGAUUCUCCUUACCGUCUACAAAUUCCCAUAGGGUAAUUCAUUUAACCAAGAACACCUAAACAUAGGCUUAAACAAAUGUUUUGACAACGACAUUAUUUUAUCUGUUACUGACUGUUGCUGAUACCACAGUCAUGACAAAGCACAAGAUUGACACAUACUUGAUAGAGGUCGAACCCCACGUGUCUGGUGCUGGAAUUCUCAACAGACAUGGACCCUCAAGAUUCCUCACUGAUCUUACAGAAUGAGUUAACUGCUGGAACCAAAGAUUUCUCCCUGCCCAUUCAUCUUUAAUCUUCAAAACAGAAGAAUCAAAUCCAUAUGCUUUCCAUUUAGCUUCUCUUUUCCCUAACGAGCGGUAUUGAUCAGAUGUAUCUUCUGAUGUUAUGUUGAACUCAAAGAACUCAUCCUGUACCUCCAUGAUAUUAUCUUGCACUAUUUCAGAUGAAUCUAUAUUGUUCUCUACCAGUAUCUGCUGAGUCAUUCCUGCUACAUCCUUUAAUUUCAGAAAAGUUGUUGUCGGUGUCGGUGUCAUACUUCCUACAUUUGUUAUUGCCGUCGUACCAUUAAUUCCUUCCAAAGUUACCAUUAAAGUAGUUGAUUUAGUUGAUGAAUUAUCACCCUUAAUUACUUCUAGUGGGAAAGUUACCGAUAUACUCUGUGUAUUAUUUAUUGUUGGAGUGACUACUGUAAUAAACUUAUCCUGAACUCCUUUGGUGACCGUGGAGGCUACAACAGACCUCAACUCUUCCAUUAUAAGCGUUACUUUACGAAUUACAUAGCCUUUUAACCAAUAAUUCUUAACCGGAACAAAUUUUAAUGCUUGCACUAGAUAAGUACACAUAUAUUCUCCCUGAUCUUUCUCUGUAACAUUACGCAAAAUAAAUGAACAAUCACUCAUAACCCUCUUCCACUUCAUAUUGUUGUACAAACUAUACCUCCUUUGACUAGGUGCAACAGCUUCUACUUCCUGUCCUGAUAACAAUACUUCUUCUCCAUAAUUAUCUCUCCAUGUGGGAGGAACGUCCCCAUCCUAACCCUAAUAAGUAUUUUUCCCCCUAAAAUUGGUGCUGGAGCUAUUGGUUCCCUUAUAAUCAAAUGCGAUAUAUUUAUGGCUUUAAUAACUAUCAAUGUUGAAAGAGUUAAAUUGCUUCUCACUGUUGUUUUAAUAUACUGAAGUGUUAAUGUCAUUAUUGUUACUUAAUCUAGUUUCCCCAAAGCUUUGAACUCUUUGCUUGUACUUCCAUCUAUCACCACUAGUGUCACUUUUUUUUAACUCUCAGUCCUACCUCUAAUCCCUGACUUUCAAACUUUUGAUUAUAAACAAACACCCACAAUUACCUUGAUCUUCCUGCUGGGAAUUGUAAAUAUAGAUACUCAAUCACCCUCAAUCUUCUCUUAUCAUUCAGCAACGCAUACUUUCUCAAUGCAUCUGCUCCUAACAGAUCUAAACUCCUACCAUAUCUAUCUUCCCACUAAAUUCUAAAAAUGUCCUUCACCAUUGUUCUCUCUCUCUUACUACUAACUAACAUUGAAACUUAGCUUACUGUCUUAGAGUUCCUUCAACCCUAGUUCUCCUAACUUUUUUUUAAAAUCUAAUAUUUUCUCCUAACUUUUUAAAAACCUUUCCCACUGAUUUAUUCACAAAAUCCUUUACCACCAAUUUUUAGAAUAUGUGAUUGGGAAGUCCCCACCUACUUCUGACUUCUUUACACACAGACUUGGCAAACGACUGAAACACCUUUUAGCCUAGCCUGAAAUCUCUUGGUGUAAGAAUGUAACCCAGAAUAACAGUCACCCCUUUUAACUUUAUUUUUCAGACAGAUUGUCUAAUAGGCAGUCUAAUAGAUUAUCAUGCUUCCUAUGAUAUUAUCUUUUUAAGCAAAUAUGAUUCCCAAAAACCCUACUUUUUAAAAUCUUCUACCAAACAGCCGUCUAGUGUACAUCUUAUUGUACAGUUCAAUUUACACAAUGCAUCUCUUUCCAACAAUGCAAUAGGUAUAUGUUCUAAUAUUAGUAUGUCUAUUUUAAUUUCUCUUUGAGUUUUAUAGCAGAGCUCAAUUGGUUCCUUAAGAGUAAUUAGCUGUUUUACUACCUCAAAUCCCUAUCCUAAUUAGUUAAUUUUACAUAGUGAGAUGUUUAACCUCUUUAGGCUGAACACAGAUACAAGUUUUUCUACUAUUCACCUCUCCUAGUCCUUUGUUUUUACCUCAAUUGUUAGAUAUUUUCUCUUCUUCUCUAAUCGAUGCUAUCAGCUGACACCCCCCUUUGUAUCUUCUAGGCUCUAGACUCUUUGCUCCGGCCCCCUGUAGGGGUUCACCGGUCCUCCAGAUGAUCUUGACUGGCCCCUGUAUCUUCCUCUGAAAUUCCCUCUGAUGUUUCCUCCUGACUUAUUGCACUCACAGGUAAAGUGACCAAUCUGUCCACAAUUAUAACACUCUUCUGAAAGUUGCUGGAAGUGUACCUGAAAUCUUCCUCCUCCUUCUAAGCCUUCUCGUCCUCUUCCUCUCCAAUUCUGUGUUUGUCCAGAAACUGGCUGUGGAUAUGAAACACCUGGUACCCUCCUUGGCUGGUACAAUUGCAUUUGAUCUUGUUCAGUUGAAGCUGUAACAGUGAUUGUUGAUUUGGUUCACUCUGAUUCUUCAUAACCAAAGCUUCUCUUCUCCUUCUCCACCAGUUGUAUGAUUGAGUUUUUUGAGAAUUUCUUUGUCCUGUUCUUUGUUGUUGACAUAUCAGGAUUCUUCAACAGCUUAUAUUCUAAGUUCUGUCCUCGAAAUAUCAUCUUCCAUCAUCUUCUUACUUUUCUUCAGCUUCUUGGCCUCAAUGUAUUCUUCUCCUCCAAUUCUUGGGAUCCUUUUCUCAGCAGUUUCUCCUUCUGUAUCUUCUCUUCUUUAAUUGUUCAUCCAGUUGUGUUACUUCUUCUAAACUAUUUGCUUUAUCCAGGCAUGAUAAGCAUCGGUCUAUAUCUCUAUUUCUUCUUUGCUAGUCAUUGUAGGAUAAAAUCCUCUUGAACAUAAAGCACCUUUAAUCUCCAAAUCUUCAUCGCUUUCAUCAGAACUCGAAUCUCUUGUAUCCUUCUUCCUUCAACUUCCAUCUGAUCACAGAGUCAUAUCCACCCAUGAUCUCUUCUCAAUCACUCUGAUCUUCAUCUUCAUCAUCUUCUUCAAGUUCAAUCUUCCUUAACCUCACUCUUCUCUUCCAGACAUCUCAUUUUCUUCCUUCUGGAGUUUUGGAUUCAUCUUUAUCGUCGUUUCUGCUUGUCCUCUCUCUAUUAUUCGUUCAUCUUCAUCUCUGAUGCAAUAAUCACCCUCCUGGAUGAUCACUGGAAGCUGAGGAUAAACAUCCCUAAACUCUACUUCCUUCUCAUAAGGUGGGGGUGUUUUUGCUGAAUCCGUAUGUGAGAAAGGUGUACUAACUUCUGCCAUUAGUUUUUCUGUCGCCUUCUCUUCCUUUAGCAUUUUCUCUAUACCUUUGUUUAUCUUAUCGCUGGAAUCUUUUAUCAGUUUUUGUUUGAGAAUGAAGGGCAACUUUUGUUUCGUUUGCCGGAUAACCUCGCAACACCCUUAACUAAAGGAUUACUAUUCUCAACUAUAUCAACCGGUGUAAUGACUUUCAUAGCCUUGCUGUCCUUUCCCAUUGUACCAACCCUUUUAUAUUCCUUUAUUGUGAAUUAUUUUAUUUUAGACUAUAUAGCCUAUGGCUUCCCCCCUUUAAUUAUUAAUAUAAACCAAACAACCCAAAAAAAAAAAGAAUAUAUAUAUAUAUAUCAACAAAAAUAUUAAUAUUAAUAUUUAAAAAAUUCAAUUAAAAUGUAUGAAUAAUUAAACCCAUUUUUUAUUUCUAUAUCCUAUCUUACCAAUUUAUCAAUUAGUGGCUAUCUUACCACAACCCAUCAAAUGCAAGUAGUCAACUUCAGACUACACUCCUAAAAACAAAGCCUCUAACCCUACCAUUACUACACUACCCAUAAACCCCCUUGCUCUAUAAGCACCUAAUUAUUUAAAUUUUACAGAAUAAUGUCAGUCCUCGAUUCCCAACACAACUCCAAUCAACCCAAGUGAUGAACAGAGCCUCCCAAAUGCAAUUUUUAAUGAAUCAGUAUUUGCCAAGCCUAUGUGAAAUUGUCAUAACAUCAAACAUCCUGUAGGGGAAGAUUUUGCAAACAGACCAGUACCAAAACCCCUUGACUCGAUCCUCUGUCGCGUCACGUGAUGUCACGUCAGCACCCCCUCUCUUUCUCUCUCCAUCGUUCCUCUCAUAUGACAAAAGAACAGAGACACAGAAAAAGAUUUUAGUAGUUCAUGCAAUCACUGAGUUACUUUCAGCAUUCAACAUUCCUUCGUUCACAUUCGCUCUAAGAAUCAACUCAGGAAUAAAUAGAUCGCUCAAAAACAUUUUUUUUUUAAUUUAAUCGUCAUUUAAUUUAAUUUAUUAUAAUCCGUCAACAUAUAUCUAAUUUAUAGGUCACAAAACAGUUAUCUUUAACCAACAGCCGAUGUAACAACUAGAAGAUUUAAUUCAUUUUCAAAUCUUUCCUCUUUGUUCCCUCGUCUGUGUUUCUCUGUCUCCCCCUGCAGCACAGCCCAACAGAAAUAUGACACUUUACCCACAAUCCCCUUUGUUGUAGUUUUAGUAAAUAACGUGUUGUAGUUUUAGUGCCGGAAACCAAACGUGUCCUAAUCUCGUGCCAUAAACUCCCACGUUCUGUAGUGUAGUGUCGCAAAAUUACACGCAUGCGCAAAUACAUUUAACGAUACGAUUUCCAGACAAUAGACCGCUAGCAUUCCGCUACAGCUUCACUAUUUUAUACCUUAUAAUCAAACAAUUACACUUAACAGAGCUCACAUUUGCGUAGAACUCUGAAUUCUACACACACAAACAAAUUUAAGAGGGUUAUUCCAUCGCAAUGGCCCCCCUAAGGACACCCGUUAGCAUGUAGCACGCAACACAAUUAGUAUUUAGCAUUAGCAUUUAGCAUUAGCCUUUAUGUACAAUGUGGCAUGAAACACAACCAGCAUUUAUCAUUAGCAUUAGCCUUUAGCCUUUAGCUAACCUGUGGCUAGCAACACGCAACAGCUACCCUGCACUGCCCUUUCUUUGUCUUAUUUUCUACCGUUUGUGAUGCCGUGAGUUUAAUGACCAUCUACUGAGAGAUUCCCCCAAGCGGACACCCCGUCGGAUGAAAGUCGAGCAAUAAUCACAAUCAGAUAAAUUCCAUCAACCCGAGUUUUUCUUUAAAACACACCGAAUGCACAUUCUAACGCGCAAACGGAUUUUCGGCCCAUCAUUAGAUGGCCCACUCCGGGGUCUUACGCGGUACAGUGCCCUAAUGUAUACGCAUAUCUGCCUUGUAUUAUAUCUGCCAAUAUCUGCCAAUAUCUGCCGUUAAUAUCUGCCUUCAAUUGCUGUACAAUUUUAGAAUAAUUAUGACAGACUCCUAGUCGACCGCAAUAGCACCACAUCAGCACAAAACCCAAGUAAUUUAAACGGUACACCUUUCAGUGCCCUUUCAUAAACCAGCCAAACAACUAAACGCCCAAUAAUUUGUGAGGAAUCUCACCUUAGCCGGGUUGAGCGGUAGUCAUCUCGCGAUUCAGGAAUGGGACAAAGAACGAUGCAUACGGAUCCCGGACGAGCCCCCAUUAUGUCGUAUCGCGUCGAAUGCUGGUGCUCAUUGCUGUCAAACAAAGGAGUCCGCUCAUACUGAACCUUUGAUCAUAAGUUUAUUCAUAUCACAAGCUUUCAGCAUGAGUUACAGGUGUCAUGAAACCCCCGGAGAGCAGUGUCCUCGAAUUGUAAUGGCUGCUCUGCCUUCUCCUGCCUCCAGCAUAUACUUAUAAACAAUGCAAAAAGAUGGGUUGCUCCCUCUUCUGUCCAAUCACCCGUCUCCCCUGGGGCGUCACCCCACAAAUGGCUACUUUUGAACUAAGAUAAACAUUCACUCUUUGUUCCUCUAGAAUAGUCAUAAUCUUCAUACACGACACUUCCCUCCAGGCCUGAGGGGGCACACUUUCUAGUAGGCUUAGAUUGAAGAUGUGGCAAUAUCGUCCGCUAUCAUCCUCAGUUAUUUUCCAUCCAAGUUGUCAGACCCCGGUGGCUUGUCAUUGUUGAUAGACAACAAUAUUGUUUUCACUUCUUCCACACUCACUUUACAGAAUUUAAAAUUACAAUGCUUGUCUUUCAUAAUUUGGUCAGUUAUACUUGAUGUGUAGUGUCAGCAUUUGUUGCUGGCAUUUCAUGCCUAAGUUUGCUAAUCUUGCCAAUAAAAAAAAAAAUUAAAGUAAUUGCCAAUAUAUCAGUGGGUUUUGUGAUGAAUGAGCCAUCUGAUUCAAUGAAUGAUGGAGCUGAUUUUGCCUUUUUGCCCAAAAUUUCAUUUAAGGUGCUCCAAAGCUUUUUACUAUCAUUCUUUGUUAUUUAUCUUUGUAUCAUAGUGUAGUUUCUUCUUUUUAUUCAGUUUAGUCACAUUAUUUCUCAAUUUGCAGUACGUUUGCCAAUCAGCCAGACUUAUUUGCCAUUUAUUUUGCCUCAUCCCUCUCAACCAUACAAUUUUACAAUUCCUCAUCAAUCCACAGGUAUUGAACAGUUUUUACAGUAAUUUUCUUAAUGGGUGCAUGCUUAUUAGUAACUGGAAUAAGCGAUUUCAUAAAUGUGUCAAGUGCAGUGUCUGGUUGCUCCUCAUUACACAUCAUCAAUACAUAUUGAUUAUUUUAUUCCUGUGCUGUUUCUAACAACCCUGGUAGGUUGACUGAUUACCUGAACCAGGUUGCAAGCACUAGUUACAGUUUGAAGCUUUUUCUUUAGUGGGCAGCUUGAUGAAAGCCAGUCAAUAUUGAAAUCACCCAGCAAAUGUACAUUUAUAUUUAUAUCACAUGCAUUAUCAAAGAUUUCACACAUGUUAUCCAGAUACGGACUUUUAGACCUUGGUGGUCUAUAGCAGCUUCCCACCAGAAUGGGCUUUAGGUGAGGCAGAUCAACCUGAAGCCAUAUUACUUCAACAGUAUUUAACAUGAGAUCCUCUCCAAGCUUUACAGGAAUGUGGUUCUGAAUAUCAACGGCAACACCGCCCCCAUUGGCAUUUCUGUCUUUUCUGUAGAUGUUAUAACCAUGUAUUGCUACCACUGUAUCAUCAAAGGUAUUAUCUAAGUGAGUUUCAGAGAUUGUCAGAAUAUGAAUGUCAUCUGUUACUAGCAAAUUAUUUAUUUAAUGAACCUUGUUUCUUAAGCUACAAAUUUUAAUGUGAGCUAUUUUUUAGCACAUUUCUGAGAUGCUUGAUUGUUUUCAUUGCUUUACUGGAAAGCUUAGCAGAAGUAGACAUGCUCAUGUUAUUUAUGUUAGUGCAGGGUGAGCAGUAUAACUCUGGUUCAUAGGCACAUGCUUACUGUAUACAAUAGCUGUAGGAUCAGCAGAGGCAUUCAGGGCAGUUAGAGGGACAUACAUUAGGCUACUUACAUUGUGUCUUCCAAUACCAUGGGAUAAGGUACAUUUUAUAGUAUUAUAAGGCUACGUUGAGACAAUGACUUAUCAAUGACCCAAGCCCAGCUCAGUUAAUCCCAACCAUUAUGUUGCUGAGAUGUCAUAAUGACAACUCAGAUUAAGUGAGCUGGGCUUGGGUCAUUGAUAAGUCAUUGUCUCAAUGUAGCCUUAUAAUGCUGUGAAAGGAUCCAGGAACCCAAAUGAUUUGGGUGGAUCCCAUCCUCCUUAUAACACAAGCUUUGUUUCCAGGUAUCAACAUUGUCAAUAAAUGUUACACCCACAAAGCUGCAAUAGUCUUGUAGCCAGUUAUGGAGGGCAAAAAGUCUGCUGAAACGUUCAAUGCCACGGGGAGAGCACAGGGCCAGACAUUAUGGGGCAUUUGUUAGUGUCAAGCAGACACCUAAUCAGUUCUUUAAAAUCCAUCUUCAGCUGUUCUGAGCUGCCCUUCAUAAUGUCAUUGAGUCCCACAUUAACUAUGAUAGACUCAAUUUCCUGAUGCAGGUUUAAAAUGUUUGGGAGCAGCUUAUUGAUGUCCUGUACUCGUGCUCCAACAAUUCGUUUAACAUUUCACGGCCCAUAAGUAGCAGGAUAGCAUACGCCCACUGCUCCUGACGAAAGGUCCAGACCUCCCACAGCAGGCAGUGCCCCGUCAGAUCCAGAGAGAGGGAAAGAAGCCGAACACGACGACGAAGCCGCUGCUGGAGUCAGCAUAGUUGGAGUCAGCACAGCCGUUGCAGACACAGGCAGUCCCAGCGUUGAAGGUGCAGGUAGAUCAGACACCAGUGCAGCGAAGCUAUUCUAUUCAGCAUGCCGCUGCCUUCGGUUUCCAGGACUUGUGACAUGGGACCAGCGCUGAUUGGAACAAUCCUCUUGCUGUUCUCUGUCUACUCCACUACAAGAUGGAGGAGGAGAAUCAGAUGGAGACGACUUCCUUGGCAGGAUAGUUCCAGGUAGCACAGGCCAUUCGGAUAGGGACAGAGGACAAGGUGGGGAAACAUCCAUCAGGCCCGAGUGGCGUCCAACCACAGGAGUUGAGAACUGAAUCUGAACUGAAAUCUUAUCAGAAAAAACGUUGGGUCGUUUUCACUACUUUCUUUUUCCUUACAACCGGUCAAACUGAUGUCAUUUGGAAUUUUUUCACAGAAAAUCAAUUUUCUUUGCUUUAUUGUGCUUUAUCCCCAUUCCCUGAAGGUCUUUGCUACGCAAAAUAUAACAGAGAAAACUAUAUAGAUUGAAGCAUUCAUUCUAUCAAUCUAUUACAUUAUUCUGUUGAGCAAGGGUUUAUUUGGUCUAACAUAUAAUGACAAAAGAGAAGCUACAUGUAUCUAAUUAUAGACAAGUUGACUAACAAAUAGCCUACCAAAAUGUCAGAAAUUAUAAGCAGAAGCAUAUCGUAAUCAUGCAAAAACAAAUCAUGCAGCCCCUGUCAAAAAAUCUUUCUGCCAUCUGACUGUAGCAUAUAGCUCAUUUUCUAUAUUUGCGGGUUAGCGUUGGGCCUCAGAUUUUCACUUUAUCACAUAUAGUCGGGCGGUAUCAGAUGGGUAAUUAGCAAUUGCAGGUGAACAAACAGCUGACCCGCGCACCACUAAAAUGUAUGGCUUCUUAUAAUUUGACCAGAGUAAAUACAAAUGUGUUAUAUGUAAUUUAUCUCAUAAUUCAUCUUAAUUAUUUAGAAGGUUGCCAGAAAACAGUAUGACCCACCAAUCAAGUAUUAUGCAGGGUCGUCACGUUUUUGUGAAUGUGCAUUUAGCAGAGUUUUAUCUUUGUCUUGAGUAAAUACUGCAGCCUGUCAUUAACCUAAAGGAAUGCCACAGAAGUGAAACUUUGGUAAUAAAUCUGCACUCAAAGAAAGAUGUUUGACUUUCAAAAAUAAAACACACACAUACACAGGUUUGCCACACAUGUUUGCAUAGGCCAACUCUGGUAUUGAUGUAGACAUACCUGAUUCAAGGAAAGGGGUGUGGAUUUGUUAUGAUUGCAGAAACGAAACUCAUGGAAGAAAAGACAGAGAGAAAUAGAGAGCAAACACACAGGGAGUAUAUAAGCCUAAAGUAAAGGAAGAUAGCAUCAGCUGAAAGGUACUGGCAAUAUGUUUUUUCUUACAGUAAAAACAGAUUGUAUGACUUUUAUCUGUACAUUAUGCUACCAUCAUGAUGUGUUGACGUAGGAUGUCAAGGAAUGAUGUUCAACUGUCAUGUAUUAUUGAUUGUUUGUUAUUGACCAUGUACAGGUACGAUAGAUGUAAUCCAUUAUGACAUGAUGGAAUACUGUUGACAGACAUAUAUUAUACUUUGAAGGACUAUGGUAAAACUACUUUUAUUAUUAUUUCUGUAUCAAAACUAGUCAACAGUAUAACCUCAUUCAAUAAUCCAUGGAAUAGUCAAAAGUAUGUAAGUAGGUAGGUGGGUAGGUAGGUAGGUAGGUAGGUAGGUAGGUAGGUCAGUACAGUAGGUAGGUAGGUCGGUAGAUAGGUAGGUCGGUCGGUCGGUCGGUAGGUAUUUACACACAGUGCCUUAGAGGCUUCUCUCGUUACAUGGGUGUGUCAGUGGUCAUACCAUCUGUGGGUGUACCUGUUUGUCUUACUGCGCAAUCUCAUUUGACUGAUGCAAAUACCUCCAUAGACAAUGUAUCAGGAUGGUGUUGUACUGUUCCUGUACCAGCAGAGGGCGACCAAACAGUGUUAAUGUUAAUACCUCAGUUACACAGCAAAGUUGUGAGUAUACUGUACAGCAGUGUUUUCCCAACUCGGUCCUGGGGACCCCAAAGGGUGCAUAUUUCGUUUUUUACCCUAGAACUACACAUCUGAUUCAAAUAAUGAACUCAUCAUCAAGCUUUGAUUAUUUGAAUCAGCUGUGUGGUGCUAGGGCAAAAACCAAAACGCUGCUGCAAUGUGAAUUGUUAAAGUAACAUGAAAAUGGGUUAAGUAACUUCGAUUAUCAGAACUUGAGUGUCCACAAAUAAAAUAGAUUACACCACAUUGAUGCAUCUCUAAUAUGCGUUAAAGUCUCUUAAAUAGGCAAUCAGCAGUUGAAACAAUAACAAAGUGUGAUUCCCACCCUUGUUUCGGUAAAAAGCUUAGCGAUGGGGCUGGAGAAAUCUAACCACUCUUAAAAUAAUUGACAGACCUGUGGGUGCAAGGACUGACCAUCCAUUAUAUCAAGAUUAUAGUUUUAACCAUGUUUUAAAGAACACAGUGUUUGUUUACAUUUACAACAUUGUUUACAAACAUUGGAGUAACACAAGCUUAUAUUUUCGGUUCUGAUGGGGUACGACAGUUGAACUAAGCUCAUGAGGCAUUUAUAAGUUAUAUCGUUCAAGAAUCAACAGGUACAUAUCAAUUUAUAAGUCGCAAAAAAGAUGUAGCAACUGAAGACUGCCUGUUUAAUGAACGAUGAAUAAUGAAUCUGAUAUCUUUAACAUCCCAUAUUAGAGAUGGCCUUCUCAUCUGCAGUCUCCAUCUCCAUUGACACCCCUGUUCUGAUCGAGCAGCACCUGAACUGCUCAAUCUGUCUGGGCCUGUUUAAGGACCCUGUCACCACCCCCUGUGGCCACACCUUCUGCCAGUCCUGCAUGGAAUGCAACCUCCACUUCAACGACCUCAUAUGCCCUGUCUGCAAGAAGCAUCUGAGGAGGAACCCACAGGUGAAUUAAUGCUAGAUAAACUCAAUAUAACACUUCCUGUCUUAGCCAUUUUCCCCACUACAUCAACCUGUUGUUUGGGGGAUGUAUUGUACUAAAAUCUAAUCAAAUGAGAUGCUUCGUAAACAACAGGUGAAAUGCUUACUUAUGGGCCCUUCCCAACAAUGCAGAAAGAAAAAAUUGAGAAAUAGUAGAACAAAUAUUACACAAGGAAUACAUAGAAAAAUAAUAACACAAGGAAUAAAUAUACAAUGAGUAAUGAUAACUUGGCUAUAUACACGGGGUACCAGUACCAAGUCGAUGUGCAGGGGUACGAGGUAGUUGAGGUAGAUAUGUACAUAUAGGUAGGGAUAAAGUGACAAGCAACGGGAUAGAUAAUAAACAGUAACAGCAUCAAAUUGAUAAACAAAGCACAAUAUCACCCACAGGUGAACAUCAUCCUCAGUACCCUCAUUCAGGAGUUGAAGAAGGCCCAGGAGAGGAAGCCAGGGGAGUAUUCUGGAGCUCCAGGUGAGGUGGCCUGUGACAUCUGCACCGAGAGGAAGCUCAAGGCCCAUAAAUCCUGUCUGGUGUGUCUGGCCUCGUACUGCGAGACUCACCUGGGCCCCCACACCUCAGCAGGCAGGCUGAAGGGCCACAGGCUGGUGGCCCCUGUGGAGGACCUGGAUGGGAGGGCGUGUCUGACCCACGGUCGUCCCCUUGAGCUGUACAGCAGGGCAGAGGGGCGCUGUGUCUGUGCCCUCUGCGUGGAGGAGGGUCACGAGGUCAUCUCCGUGGAAACGGAGUGGGACAGGAAGAAGGUGUCAUAUUGUCAUAUUUUCAAUGGGUUUUCAUACUGUCAUAUUUGCAAUGGGUUCAAUAAUGGCUGUAGACGUUGCGCUGUGUUUCCAGGUGUAUAGUAAUGGCUGGGUCUGAAUGAGAGCGUGUAUCGAGUGAUGAAAUUAACUAAUCACAAAACCAUGAGAUAGUUUAAUUGUGUGUGUGUUUGUGUGUGUGUGUGUGUGUGUGUGUGUGUGUGUGUGUGUGUGUGUAUACAUGUUUGUAUGUCCUAGGCUAACCUGGGGAGCACCAAGGCUGAUAUGCAGGAGAGGAUCCUGAAGAGGGAGACAAAGCUGGAGGAGAUCAGGGUGUCUGUGGAGCAGUGCAAGGUGAGGCCUGGUUGAGUCAGAGUGAAGUGCUACAUGUCUACCGGCAGAGAUGGAGGACUGGAACAGUGCACAUGAGACCAAGUUACAAGCACAGAGAGAGGGAACCAAGAUAGUACAAUUAAUCUGGACUGUCUCCACAAAGACAUGAGGAACUAUAACUCUAAAGGGAUACUUUUGUGAGUCGGAGUGAGUUACUACAUGUCUACCUGCAAACACAGAGAUGGAGGACUGUAACAGUGAAAUAGUUAACCAUGAGACAGGCGGAGAGACCUGUUGCACAUAGAGAGGGACAGGGAGAAAGAGAGACAUGAAACACAGACAGUGAGACAAGCACAGAGAGAAUAGUAAAGUGAAAAGUGAGGCAGACAGAGGCAAACAGACAGGAGGGAGAUAGACAUUGAGGGAAUACUAAGUUGUUGUCCACCAUCCAUCCUCUAGGCCCACGUGGACAGGGAGAGGAGGGAGAUUGACUCUGUGUUCAAAGCAGUGAUGGCAGCUGUAGAGGAGACCCAGCGAGAGGCUCUCAGGCCCCUGGAGGAGAGGCAGCAGGAGUUGGAGAGAGAGGCAGGAGAACUCAACCCAGGAGCUGUGGAGAGAGAUCAGAGAACUGAGAGAAACCAUUGGUCAACUGGAGGAUGUUGCUGACCUGGAAGAUCACAUCGACUUCCUGCAGGUGAGUGACUUUACUUUGACUUUAACCCUUUUACUCUGUGAUCAACAAGGGAUCUCCACUGGCACCACACUCUGAACAUUCUGCAAGCUGUUCCAAAGUUAGUUGAUGCGUGUGUUUGUGUACCAGUAUUGUGUGAAAUGCAGAUCAUGGAUUGUACUGGACAGGAGUGUCUAUUGCCUUUCUAAAAAUGCUUGAAUUUGAAUGACAUAAUAAUGAAACAGUAUAAUGAAAAACAAGUGUUCAAUGAUCUUUGUCAUCUUUCUCCGUUAAUAUCUCUCUCUCUCUCUCUCUCUCGAUUCUUCUCUCUCCCUCUCUUUCCUUCCCUCUUCCCUCCAUCUGUCUCGCCACCAGACUUUCCCGUCCCUGUCGGGGCUGGGUGAUGGUAGAGACUGGACCGAGGUCUCCGUUGAUACUACACUCUCCUUUGGCACCAUGAGAAGCAGCUGGUCGACCAUGAUGGAGAGAAUCAAGCAGGAGCUGGAGAAGCUCUCCUCAGUUGGUAAAAGAUUGAGACAAUAUAAACAGUACUAAAAAUCAUAAAUAUUGUAAGGCCUACUUUCCAGUGUUUUUCUGUUUAGCUUGAUAUGUUGCAAGUACCCUGACAUCCCAAAUAUGUGAUUUCUUCCACAGAACUUGAGAGGAUCCUAAAGUUUGCA
Coregonus sp. 'balchen' is the source of this 24732-nucleotide messenger RNA. Lineage: Eukaryota; Metazoa; Chordata; Actinopteri; Salmoniformes; Salmonidae. The record is from the annotation of a GenBank genome assembly.